GCGAGCCAGCUGGCUGUGGGGUUUUCACGAGGCGCAGGGAGACAGACCGGGACAGCGGAGCUGAGGCGGCGGACAGCCAUUUUAGCGGUUUGCGCGAAGAAAUACCGUUUCGAGACCCGGAUUCCGACGGAAUCGCGUUGGUAGCUAUGGGACAGUGCGGCAUAACCUCGUCAAAAACGGUCCUGGUCUUCCUCAACCUAAUCUUCUGGGCGGCAGCAGGGAUUCUGUGCUACGUUGGCGCCUAUGUGUUCAUCACGUAUGACGACUAUGACCAUUUCUUCGAAGACGUGUACACGCUGAUUCCCGCUGUCGUCAUCAUCGCCGUGGGGACUCUUCUGUUCAUCAUCGGGCUGGUCGGAUGCUGUGCCACAAUAAGAGAGAGCCGCUGUGGGCUGGCGACUUUUGUGAUCAUCCUCUUGCUGGUUUUUGUAACUGAAGUAGUCGUGGUGGUUCUUGGAUAUAUUUACCGAGCAAAGGUGGAAGAUGAGGUGGACAGCUCCAUUCAGAAAGUGUACAAUGAAUACAAUGGCACAAACACAGAUGCUGCGAGCCGUGCUAUUGACUAUGUACAGAGACAGCUUCACUGCUGUGGAAUCCACAACUACUCUGACUGGAAGAACACACGGUGGUUUAAAGAAGCCAGGAACAACAGUGUACCGUUGAGCUGCUGCAAAUCCACCAUUAGCAAUUGCACAGGCACUCUGGCUCGUCCCGGAGACCUGUACCCAGAGGGAUGUGAAGCCCUUGUUGUGAAGAAGCUGAAGGAGAUUAUGAUGUAUGUCAUUUGGGCAGCACUGGCAUUUGCAGCAAUCCAGAUGCUGGGCAUGUUGUGUGCCUGCGUCGUGCUGUGCCGGAGGAGUCGGGACCCCGCCUACGAGCUGCUCAUCACCGGAGGCACCUAUGCGUGAGGAGGAGGGCUGACACGGGCUUGCCGUCCUGUCUGUGUGGGAAGGCUCGAGAGGGCAGGCGCUUGCUAGCUUUCUUCUCUUCUAGUGAGCUAAAGCACACCUUGCACAAUUCAGGAUUGCCUACGGUGUACACUGGUGAUGGGUACAGCUGCAAAUUAUUUAUUUCUGUGCUUGGAAGUUGGUACAGUAUUUUAAUUUAAACAUUUCUUUUAACAUGGUCUGAAACGCUAUUAGCCAAAAUACCAAACAACAAACACUAAAAAAAUGUCGGCUCUUUUGUCUGCCAGGUAAGAAAUUUGCUGCACAGUCCCUCCUUAGUGAACCUGCAGGGCAGUGGAAAUAAUAAGACGUCUGCUAAUCAAGCUAAAAAAAUACUCUGAAUUUUAUUUUUUGCUUGUUUGGCAGUUUGCACUAUAUGUAGGACUUUGCAAAUAUUUUAUAAAUAUUUAAUACUACAUGUAAAUACAAAAGAUGGGGAGCUCCCAUUUGUUUGUAGGGUGCCUGGUGUUACUGCAGUGUACAAUUCCUAACAGUCCCUGCCCAUCACCAGUCUGCAUUUCUUGAGUAUGCCUAAUUUCAGUGUAUCGUAAGGUCUGUAUGUAGAUAAAGGAUUGUAUAGAUUUGUUUCCAAUCUAGGAAAUCAAACUUUAAAUUGAUCAGUGAUUCAAGCUCUUGAAGUAAUCCUUCACCUAACAGUUUGAGAUGUCUCUAAAAAUUGGCUGUUUGGGAUUAAUCUAUAAAAACUACAUGUUCUGUACUAAAAAUGUUUAGUUUUGAUAGUCCAAUUUUUCUUUUGAAGUUGUGUGUGUGUGUGUGGGGUGUACUGUUAAGAAGUAGAUUUUAAAAUUGAUUUGAGACAAAAGUAGCUGUGUAGAAUAACACUAUCAUGUAAAACAGGAAAUAAAUGUAAAUAGGUUUCAAUGAAAUAAAUCUCUGUAAAUGAAAUACAAAAUAAGAACAAA
Lepisosteus oculatus (spotted gar) is the source of this 1870-nucleotide messenger RNA. It is a transcript of the gene tspan3a, whose product is annotated as tetraspanin 3a. The record is from RefSeq and is a predicted model, not a curated record. Lineage: Eukaryota; Metazoa; Chordata; Actinopteri; Semionotiformes; Lepisosteidae. Gene Ontology annotation, cellular component: plasma membrane.